Paramecium sonneborni is the source of this 545-nucleotide messenger RNA. Lineage: Eukaryota; Ciliophora; Oligohymenophorea; Peniculida; Parameciidae. The record is from the annotation of a GenBank genome assembly.
AUGAAUAAAACAAAAUAAAAACUUGACUCUUUAUUUGAUCUCUCAAUUAUCGUUGAAAAAAUUAAAUUUUUAGAAGAAUAGCAAUCUGCUUUGCUUCAUUUGACAAAAAGACCUAAAUAUGAGUUACCAAAAUAAUCAAAUACAUAAUAAUUGAUACCUCAUCUUAUUGAUGAUUUUGAGAUUAAAAGAAAGUUUAAAGAAAUCUAAAAUGAUUCUUUUUUUUAAUGGAAACCUGCCAUUAUUCCAAAAAAUUAAAAUAAAUCUUUAUAGCGUCCUUAAUUACCUUAUAAAGUUAAUCCCUCACCUUAGCGUUUAGAGUGUUUAAUUAAAACGAAAGUCUAAUCUGAUACAAUUAAGGUCACACAUGAGAAAAGGAUACGUACCUAAAGUACAAAACAAAGAAGAUAAAUAAGGAAAAUAGUAUAGAAUGAUAAAUUUAUUAGGAAGCAAAUGAUAUUGAAGCCCAAUUUCUCGAAACAAGAAAUUUAAUAAAUAGAUUCAAUAGAAUCAAAAGAAAAGAAGUUAGAUUUAAUAUAUUAACUUGA